GUUUGUUGAAGACAUGUUUUGUAUGGAAGCUUUGAGAUAGAUGAUUGUGGGCCCAGUUUAUGAUAUAUUCAUUUUUUUGAUUUGGUUUUAGUUGUUCACUAAUGACAAAAUUUUACGGGUACUUUUGAAGAGCUAACUGUGAGUGUUAAGCUAAAGUGGAUUUUUAUCAAUAACAAAUGAAUUUGAAGUUCUAACUAGAAGCUAUGAACCACAAACACUUCUGGGAUUAGGCUGUUCCCGUGUAUGUCCUAUGUGAUUAGGAUUAGGAAGGAACAAAUGGCUGGAAUUACAAAGGAGGAAGAGUCAGGUAGUCCUAGUUGGGGUGCUUCGUUUUUUAUGCAGACAACAGAAGACGUGGCUAGAGCCGUCGCUGCUGCUAUGAAUACUCCAAAGCCGUCUGUUAUAUAUUCAUCGAAAAAUGAUCAUGGUGGUAGUCAGUUGCAAAGGCUGCAGUAUCAAGUUACGAAAAUGAUAAAAGGAUUUUCUCGCCCUUCUGAAGUUAAAUAUGCAAAUUACAAUCCAGAAAUCCUGACAAGUCAGAAGCGUCAAUGGGCUGCAAACUUUCAUUUGCAGUACAAUGAUCAUAAGUCUUGGAAGGAGCCAACAAGGUUAUUUGAAAGUAUGGUGGUGGUUGGUCUUCAUCCUAAUUGUGACAUUCAGGCACUGCAAAGGCAAUAUCUUGUGAGAAAGUCCGAAGGCUCUGGUAAACUGAGAAGUGCACUUGGCUAUCAGAAUCAAUCCCGUGUGGAGCCCAAUGUUGAACCUCAGGUCUUAUUCGUAUAUCCUCCAGAAAAGCAGUUGCCUCUUAAAGAAAAGGAUCUUCUGUCUUUCUGUUUCCCUGGAGGUCUGGAGGUUAAUGCUGUUGAGAGAACUCCUUCCAUGAGUGAAAUGAAUGAAAUUCUUUUUGGCCAGGAACACCUUAAACAAAGAGAUCUGUCUUUUGUAUUUAGGUUACAGGGUGCUGAUAAUUCAACACUUUAUGGGUGCUGUGUCUUAGUUGAAGAGCUAGUGCAAAAACCCUCUGGAUUGCUUUCCAUGAUUUCGGAUAAGCAGUCAUCUUAUUCUUCUUUGAGACGCCAAUCACGCCAUAUAUUAACCACACAAAGAUGUUACUGCAUUCUCUCAAGGCUCCCAUUUUUUGAGUUGCACUUUGGUGUAUUGAACAGUAUCUUCAUGCAAGAAAGGCUGGAGCGGUUGACAAAAAGUGUUGAAUAUUUAAAUUUAGAAUUUGUUGAAGGUGGUUAUGCGCAAGAAAACUCCGAAGAAAAUUCAGUGUGUGUUAUGGUGAAUGAUACACUAACUGAAGACAAACUUGAUGAGAAUCCAAUAAUUUCCCUAACCAAAAACAUUGAGGGUGAAAGUAAUCAUCCAGAGAAACAAAUGGUUAAUGAAGAACAGCAUAUAGUCAAGGAAGGAGCAAAUGAUGACAAUAUUGUGCCUAUUCAUCUUGAAACUGAGAAAAUAAUUGCCAAAGAAGUAUCUGGCCCUACAAAUGCUGAAGAUAGUAAUAUGUAUGGGGAUGCUUUGGUAACAAAUAAACAGUCAGAAGAUAGGCGUUUACCAAAUGCUAUUUUGCCCCUCCUACGGUAUUGCCAGUAUGAAAGCUCCGAAUCUUCCUGCAGUUUUCAAGGUUCACCUUGUGAAGAUAGAAAUUUUAGGAGUGAUGCUGAUGAUACUGAGACCGAAGAGGCUUCAUUCUCAGGACAAGAAGAUUUAAAUGACCUACAUGAGAUUCUUGAAUGGGCCAAGGCAAAUAAUUGUGGACCAUUACAAAUUAUAAGUGAGUAUUAUCGUUUUGGGUGCCCUACAAGAGGCUCAACCCUUAUUUUUCAUCCUUUGGAGCACCUUCAUCCCUUGGAAUAUCACAGACCUGAUGAGAAUGUUCUUUAUUGUGCUGGUUCAACUGUUGAUCUGAAAUCGUGUAGUACGGGCCUGGAAUUAGCUGAGGCACAAAACUUUCUUCUGGCUGCAGAGGAGGCAACUGCAUUAUCUAUAUGGGCUGUUGCGUGCUUAUGUGGUACCUUGAGACUUGAACAUGUGUUAACAUUCUUUGCAGCAGCUCUACUGGAGAAGCAGAUAGUAGUUGUCUGUUCUAAUUUGGGAAUCCUAUCUGCGUCAGUUUUAUCAGUUAUUCCACUAAUCCGACCUUACCAAUGGCAAAGCCUUCUAAUGCCGGUUUUACCAAACGACAUGCUUGAGUUUCUGGAAGCACCUGUUCCUUACAUAGUUGGUGUCAGGAACAAGACAAAUGAAGUUCAGUCAAAGUUAACCAACGCCAUUCUGGUUGAUGCCAACAGAAACCAGGUGAAGUCGUCAUCCCUACCUCAACUGCCAAGACAGAAAGAACUAAUUGCUUCUUUACGUCCUUAUCAUGCAACUCUUGUGGGAGAAAGUUACUUGGGUAGGAGAAGGCCGGUGUACGAAUGCACGGAAGUGCAGGUAGAAGCUGCCAAUGGAUUCUUAUCAGUGUUAAGGUCUUAUUUGGAUUCCCUUUGCUGUAACAUCCGUUCACAUACAAUAACCAAUGUACAAUCCAAUGACGAUAAGGUAUCCUUGCUUUUGAGAGAGAGUUUCAUUGACUCAUUCCCGUCUCGUGAUCGGCCUUUCAUGAAGCUUUUUGUGGAUACACAGCUCUUCUCAGUACACACAGAUCUUGUUCUCUCUUUCUUCCAAAAGGAAUAAGGUGAUGAAAUGCAAAACAUUUUGGGAAUAUUAUUUCCUUUGCAAAGCCUGAACGCAAGUUCAGUAUUGUAUAAUUUCUCUAAGUUAUGAGCUAAAAUUUUGUCCCCAUGCAUGUAACGCAAAAUUUCAUCUGCUUUCCUUAUUCUCUCCUUUAGGCAGGCAUUUAGUACGACCUGUACAUAGUUCAAUGAUAAUUCAAUCUUAAUUAGGACUAUAGGGUUUUAUUUAAUGUAAAUGACAAUUUUUCAUACACCAAAAGUAAAAGUAAUGCUUUGUAGGGUAGGACUAAUGUUAUUAAAUUGUGGUCACGGUGUUGCUGAAUUUCAAAACUACAUUGUAUGUUUGAAAAACACUAAAAUUACGGUAAAUCAUAGCUUAUAUUUUGAAUC
Messenger RNA from Cicer arietinum (chickpea), 3071 nucleotides. The record is from RefSeq and is a predicted model, not a curated record. Lineage: Eukaryota; Viridiplantae; Streptophyta; Magnoliopsida; Fabales; Fabaceae.